Centrocercus urophasianus (Greater sage-grouse) is the source of this 2315-nucleotide messenger RNA. RefSeq names its product eukaryotic elongation factor, selenocysteine-tRNA specific (gene EEFSEC). Lineage: Eukaryota; Metazoa; Chordata; Aves; Galliformes; Phasianidae. Gene Ontology annotation, molecular function: GTPase activity; GTP binding; translation elongation factor activity. The transcript has 7 exons. Gene Ontology annotation, biological process: selenocysteine incorporation. The record is from RefSeq and is a predicted model, not a curated record. Bases 1 to 1737 code for a protein of 578 amino acids.
AUGGCCGCCGACUCCGCGCCGCCCCGCGUCCUCAACGUGAACGUGGGAGUGCUGGGCCACAUCGACAGCGGCAAGACGGCUCUGGCGCGGGCGCUGAGCACCACCAGCUCCACCGCCGCCUUCGACCGGGCGCCGCAGAGCCGGGCGCGGGGCAUCACGCUGGACCUGGGCUUCUCCUGCCUGCGCACCGCGCUGCCGCCUCAGCUGGGCCCGGGGCCCGGCGAGCUGCAGUUCACGUUGGUCGACUGCCCGGGGCACGCCUCCCUCAUCCGCACCAUCAUCGGCGGUGCCCAGAUUAUCGAUCUGAUGAUGCUCGUCAUCGACGUGACGAAGGGGAUGCAGACGCAGUCAGCGGAGUGCUUGGUGAUCGGGCAGAUCGCCUGCCAGAAGAUGGUGGUAGUUCUGAACAAAAUAGAUCUCCUUCCAGAGGCCAAGAGACAAAGUGCCAUUGAGAAGAUGACCAAGAAAAUGCAGAAGACCUUGGAAAAUACGAAGUUCUCUGGGUGUCCUAUUGUUGCUGUUGCAGCAAAGCCUGGUGGACCGGAGGCUCCAGAGUCUGAGAAUCCACUUGGUGUUUCUGAAUUAAUUGAGGUCCUGAAGUCUCAGGCUUACCUGCCAUCGAGAGACCCCUCGGGACACUUCCUUAUGGCAGUCGACCACUGCUUCUCUAUCAAGGGUCAAGGCACGGUGAUGACAGGGACUAUUCUCUCUGGCUCUGUUAGCCUUGGUGACAGUGUGGAGAUUCCUGCCCUGAAGGUGACAAAGAAAGUCAAGUCUAUGCAGAUGUUCCAUACUCCUGUGACGUAUGCCAUGCAGGGUGACAGAGUAGGCAUCUGUGUGACCCAGUUUGAUCCCAAACUACUGGAACGAGGCCUGAUCUGUACCCCAGAAUCACUUCACACCAUCCAUGCUGCAAUAAUUUCCCUGACAAAAAUCCAGUAUUUUCGAGGAGCGCUUCAGACAAAGGCUAAGUUUCAUAUCACAGUCGGUCAUGAAACAGUCAUGGGAAGAGUGAUGUUUUUCAGUCCGGCUCCUGCUGACUUCAAUGAAGAAAUUCAAGAAAAUGCUUUUGAUUUUGAUAAAGACUAUCUUUAUCAAGAGGAGUAUUUGUCCAAGGACUCAAAGCCUUCAGAGGAGAAUAAAGAAAAUGGCCAAUCAGAAGUCCAGCUGCCAAAACAACAGUGGGCUCUGCUAGAGUUCGAAAAACCCGUCACUUGCCCUAAGCUGUGCCUUGUGAUCGGCUCCAAGCUGGAUACGGAUAUUCAUGCAAACACCUGCAGGCUGGCAUUCCAUGGGGUGCUGCUCCAAGGCACGGAAGACAAGAACUACGCAGAGACUUUUCUUCCAAAGCUGAAAGUAUACAAACAAAAGCACAAAGAAGGACAAGUGGAGAGGGUGAUUGAUGAUUACAGCGUGAUUGGCCGUUCGUUGUUUAAAAAGGAAACAAACAUCCAGAUUUUUGUGGGUUUAAAAAUCAAACUAUCUACAGGAGAAGAAGGAAUAAUAGAUGGAGGUUUUGGACAGAGUGGCAAAUUUAAAAUCAGAAUUCCAGGUGGGCUGAAGCCAGAAACCAAGAUGCUUCUCAGUGCUGCCUCCAAGAAAAAAUCUAAGGCAGGAAAGGGGGAUGCAAACAAAGAGAAUGAAAGCAGCAAGAAUGAUUCGGCUCAACCUGUUACCAUCACUCUUCUUUUUAAAAGAUAUGUCUUUGACACACAGAAGAAAAUGAUACAAUCCUGAGAAAGCAACGAAGCCUCUGAGCCCACCAGAAAGACCAGGCUCUGGAAUGAAUUCAGAUGGAAUGUGUUGCUUGCCUGAGUGCAUUAGACCUGUUCCUUCCUUGCAGAGCUUGGAAGCUCCUGCUGACUGUAUCUGCUUCUGAAAUCCCUGCGAUCUGGUUUUAUUCAGUUAAAUGGACUUAUCUUGUCAUCUUAGUGAUUUGAACCUUUAUGGCCUCUUGAAGGAUGCCACCUGUCAUAUGGCAGCGUUGGGGCGUGCAUUCUCAUAGCAGUGCUUUUCUGCUGAAUUGUUUCAAGGUUUCACAUAAUCUGAAAGUUUGCCACCACUAUUGAUCUAAAUGCAGUCAAGAUGUAAAUUUCAUGCAACUCACAAAGUGAAGCUGAUUUGCCUAGGUUUUCUUCCCCAAGUGAAGCGAGGGACAAAAAGCGCGUGAUAUAAUAGGUGGAACCUAGAAUGGAUAUUUCAGAUGCCUUCAGCUGCAACUAUGUAAGAUGUUAUCUGAGAGUUGGUAUGGAUCUUUGUUAUAGAUGAUUUCUAUCUAGAAAUGUUUUUCGUAUUAAACAUAAUGAUGUGUAUAA